AUGUAUGCGAGUGGGGGUAAUGGGCACAAGAAGGAUUCAAAUAUUCAACUAUCCGUACCUCCAUAUCGUGCUUCACCUCAACAAGGCGAACAGUUGAUCGGCCAAGACAAGGUUGCAUUCGAUAUUAUUCGAAACUUGCAUCGUAUGAUGGACGAUGAUCUUUCCGGCAGCAUUGAUCCAAAGGAAUCUACCGAAGUGAUUGAUUUUCUGUCUUUUGUGUUUAUGUCACUGACGCUGACAGUUGGGGAGGGCUUAGGACGUUCAUCUGGACUAGGCUAA
Molecule: messenger RNA, 279 nt
Organism: Soboliphyme baturini
Lineage: Eukaryota; Metazoa; Nematoda; Enoplea; Dioctophymatida; Soboliphymatidae
Source: the annotation of a GenBank genome assembly